This is a messenger RNA of Aspergillus melleus, 2766 nucleotides long. RefSeq lists its product as uncharacterized. NCBI's taxonomy places the organism in Eukaryota, Fungi, Ascomycota, Eurotiomycetes, Eurotiales, Aspergillaceae. The record is from RefSeq and is a predicted model, not a curated record. The coding region runs from base 1 to 2766 and encodes 921 amino acids. The transcript has a single exon.
AUGGAAGACAUUCAACCGACCGCAAAAUGGGCUAAUCGCAUGCUGCGCCCCUUGACCUCCAUCUAUCAUCGCUUAGAGAAACACCACGAAAUCCAGACCAGCGUCAAGGAAAGAUCUGAAUCCCGCGAAGCCACUGCCACACAGCCACCGUCAAAGCCCUCCGGAGUCGAACAAGGCUGCUCUUUUUCGGACGAAGAACCGGGCGACCCGGCCUGGAUUCCCGGGAAGCCAGAAAAACGACGGCUACGACAUAAUUAUUCAACUCGGGGACAACGAGGAAAUGCGGCCCGACGGCGCAGUCGAUUAUCAAUUGCCAGCCCCGAAUUACCAAAAACUCUCCCUGGCGCGAUCGAGAUUGCGACACCCUUGAUCACUGGUAGAGCACGGGGGCCGUCGGAACCAUCAUCGUUCAGAAAACAGUUAUUCCGAAAUGUCGUACCCCCUACAGGCCUGGCCGUGUCGACCGAAAACCGAAAACCGACACGAACAAACCACUCCAAUUUCCCCGCUUACCAAGGCUCGUGGAAGCAGGUUCUCGAUUUAUCCGGAGACGCGGGAUUCGUCGAUAUAGCGCAUUUCCUAGACCGUGCAUUUAUUAAACUGUUGAAUAGAACUCAAGUGAAGGAGCAAGCUCGGGGGACUCGGUCAUUGUUGUCAAUGGCCGUGCGACGUCUCCCGGUUUUUAUUGCAGAGGAACAGAGAUUACAGGACGAGUUGGACGAAGAUGGUGACGUGGAUAUGUGCGAUGCCUACUUCACAGAAUUAGAGGCACAUUAUGCUCCGAUGGGAUCAGGAUGGCAGCCACUCCGUGAAGCUGUGCGCGCUCGGGGUAUUCACCUUGUCUCCGAGAUGAUACAGAAAGGAUGGAUUACCAGGUUGGCUGCUUGUCGACUAAUGAAGGAGUGUAUGGCGCAGGGUGAAUUUGAUGCUUUUGAAUCACUCAUGUCCAAAAUUCUGGUAACCCUUGGAAAAUAUGAAUACCCAGUCGUUUUUGAUUUACCCAAGCCUUCGGGUCAUUGUGACGACCCAGUCUAUACCCUAUGCACUUACUACAGACGGUCGACAGAGAGGCGAUCAUUUGUUUUUGAUGAGUUGUCUAAACUUCUUCUCCGUCGGGUGCUGCCUCCCGAGUGGAUGGUCACCACCACCUGGAAAAAAUGUAUAGACGGGGCAAUCCAAUCGCUAUCCACCGAGGAUGGAGACUCUGCGGCUGCCACGCGGCUACUACAAGCCGUCGUCCUUACGGCUGGUGCAAUCUACCCGGCGACCGAUGCGCUGUUUUCUACAAUGGAUUGUGAAACUACUCCGCGUCGGGAGCGCUUCAGAGACACACGGGCUUCGACGACAAACGUGGCAACGACACCCACGGACCAGACACCGUGUCCCAUUCCGAUCCAAGAUGCGUUGAGCAAUCUUGUCUCAAGCCUCGUGACUGCGCUCUGUGGGAUGUGCAUCGCGCGAUUGCAAACAUCCAACGCCAGUGAGAACGCCAUCGGCGCGAAAGUUCGUGACAUAGUCGGAUCAUUGGCUUUCGCCAUUCAACGAGACAUUGAGACGAAACCACUGCCGCAAGGAGCUCACGGACCGACGUAUCGAUCCCUCCGUCGCGCAUAUGUUCUGCUCGGCGACUACGUGCUGCGCUGCGGCGAAGAGUCCUCGGAGGUCAUCAGUGACCGUGCCUCGAUCUCAAGACGAAGUUUCGAAACAUUCUUUCAGUCAUUGGCUGCUCAACAUGACACUGUCAAAGAGUUGGCGGAGCUUGUGCGACAGGUGUUUCACUGCUGCGGGCAAGUGCGCAAGGGCGACAAGUCCCGGACACCAAUCGAGGUUCAUUCCAGAGUUUCUCAGCUGGCUCAGUUGACGAAUGGAAACGGCGUGUCUUUACUGUUGGGCAAGGUAGCGGCAGAGACAGCGAUGGGGUUAGCGGAAACGACCCUGGAUCCGGAUGACCACGUCUGGGCCAUGGAGGUUCAAGAGCAGGUUCUUACAACAGAGCGCAGCCUCAAGACAGUCCAGCAUGAAACGUCCAGACGGGCAGGUAGCACUGGAUUAUUUCGAUGGGAGGAUAGCAUUGGCGAAUGGGUGGCGAGCACUCCGGCGCCCAAACCCAAGACACAUGUGGACUUGAGGUCCAAACGUGUCGAGACACGGUCGCAGCAGCCGCCGACUAUACCAUGUUCCACCAGUAGUACCUCCCCCAGCUCUACCAACUCCCGACACGCUGCUUCAAGCAUAACGUCAUCGGCGCCAUCUAUCACCACCAAGCGGGCGUGCGCCCCAGCAGGCCGCAGCAAUCCAAGAUCACCGAAAAGGCUUCGAUCGACCCCUCGGGAAGAAUAUGCAAAGGAGGCACAGGAAUCGCCCCUUCUUCACUCGGGCCUCUUGUCUACGUCGUUAUCUGAGUCAGAUCGCACCCCGAUAGCCGCCCGCACCAGAACUGCCCGUGCCUUGAAGGAAUUGGUACAUGCAAAGAAUCGGCCGGUGCGGGGGAUGCGUCCAGAGGGAAGUCCAACUCAGAUCGAGGUGGUCAUCAUCAACAAGAAAAGUGGUCUUCUGUCGAGCGGACCGACCGUUCAAUACUCCGAGCCCCUUAGUCUGCGUACCCGUUCGGCUCGUGCGAGGAUGUCUCUUCCCGGCACCAAAUCAGAGGUUGAGGAGUCCUUCAAGGCGGCUACGGUACCACGUAGCCUACCUCUUCGACGGACGCGUAGGGUGGUAUCUCGUACUACUCAGGACGAUAGCGAGGAUGAGUUGAGUUUCCUAUAA